Messenger RNA from Protopterus annectens (West African lungfish), 5662 nucleotides. RefSeq names its product discs large MAGUK scaffold protein 2 (gene DLG2). The transcript has 24 exons. Gene Ontology annotation, cellular component: neuron projection; neuromuscular junction; postsynaptic density membrane. Gene Ontology annotation, molecular function: kinase binding. Bases 81 to 2813 code for a protein of 910 amino acids. Lineage: Eukaryota; Metazoa; Chordata; Ceratodontiformes; Protopteridae. The record is from RefSeq and is a predicted model, not a curated record. Gene Ontology annotation, biological process: chemical synaptic transmission.
AUUGAGGAAUCGAUGCAGAUUCAAACAGACAGAAACAGACUGGAUGCUUUUGCUUUCAUAGCGUAUGCUGUUGUCCUUCUAUGUCAUGGUUUGUGAUAAUCUCAGAAGAAUCCAAAGGCUUGUCCAUAUGCUUGGUGCAUACUGCAAUGUUUCUGGCUUGUUAUUGUGCCUUCAGGACUAGUGUAAAGGCUCACCAUGGACUAUACAGUCCACAGACAGAGUUGGACGGACAGCCAGCCAGGCUCAGCAGUAUGCCCAGACACACAGCAGUGGCACACCAUGAGUAUCGGUAUCAAGACGGAAGUACACCACCACAUGACCACAGUUUGCCUCGACUAACUCAUGAGGCCAGAGGGCCAGAGCUUGUGCAUAUUUCUGAAAAGAACUUGUCUGAGAUAGAAAAUGUUCAUGGAUAUGUCACUCAUUCACAUAUAUCUCCAUUAAAGGCCAGUCCAGCUCCGAUUAUUGUGAAUACUGACACCUUGGACACUCUACCUUAUCAUACAUAUGAAAAUGAGGUUAAUGGAACAGAAAUGGAAUAUGAAUUUGAAGAAAUUACAUUGGAAAGAGGCAAUUCUGGCUUGGGAUUCAGUAUUGCUGGUGGCAUUGACAACCCUCACAUUGGAGAUGACCCUGGCAUAUUCAUUACUAAAAUUAUACCUGGUGGAGCUGCUGCAGAGGAUGGUCGACUCAGGGUAAAUGACUGUAUCUUGAGAGUAAAUGACGUAGAUGUUUCUGAGGUCUUCCACAGUAAGGCAGUAGAAGCUUUGAAGGAAGCAGGUUCUAUUGUACAACUUUAUGUUCGUAGAAGAAGACCUGUACUGGAAACUGUUAUAGAAAUUAAACUUAUCAAAGGACCUAAAGGCCUUGGAUUCAGUAUUGCAGGAGGAAUAGGCAACCAGCAUAUCCCAGGAGACAAUAGCAUUUAUGUUACUAAAAUUAUAGAAGGAGGAGCUGCACAGAAAGAUGGGAGGCUGGAAAUUGGAGACAGACUACUUAUGGUAAAUAACUACAGCUUAGAAGAAGUUACCCAUGAAGAAGCUGUUGCAAUAUUGAAGAAUACUUCAGAUUUAGUAUAUCUAAAAGUCGGGAAGCCCACCGCAAUUUAUAUGUCUGAGCCAUAUGGGCCACCUGAUAUCACACACUCAUACUCUCCCCCAUUGGAAAACCACAUUCUUUCAUCGUCUGCAAAUAAUGACACUUUGGAGUAUAAGAGCGCGAUGUCCCCAAUCUCACCCUCAAGAUAUUCUCCACUUGUGAAACAUUUUCUUGGUGAUGAUGACUUUGGAAGGCCUCUUGAACCUGUUUACAGCACUGUGAACAAACUGUGUGAUAAGCCACCUUCUCCACGGCAUUACUCUCCUCUUGACUGUGAAAAAAGCUUCCUUCUUUCUGCUCCUUACCCUCUCUACCACCAAGGUGUGAUCCCUGACAUUGAGAUCACCAGGGAGCCUCGGAGCAUUACACUGCACAAAGGAUCCACAGGCCUGGGCUUCAACAUCGUUGGAGGAGAAGAUGGAGAGGGAAUUUUUGUCUCUUUCAUUCUGGCAGGUGGGCCAGCAGACCUAAGCGGAGAGUUGCAGAGAGGAGAUCAGAUUAUAUCAGUAAAUGGGAUAGAUCUUCGUGGUGCAACUCAUGAACAGGCUGCAGCAACACUGAAGGGAGCAGGGCAGUCUGUGAAUAUUAUUGCUCAAUAUCGACCAGAAGAAUACGCUCGAUUUGAAGCAAAAAUCCAUGACCUAAGAGAGCAGAUGAUGAACCACAGUAUGAGUUCUGGAUCUGGCUCACUGAGAACAAAUCAGAAGCGAUCGCUAUAUGUUAGGGCUUUGUUUGACUAUGACAGGACAAAGGACAGUGGACUUCCUAGCCAAGGGCUAAGUUUCAAGUAUGGGGACAUCCUGCAUGUCAUUAAUGCUUCUGAUGAUGAGUGGUGGCAAGCAAGAAGGGUCACACCAGAGGGGGACAGCGAGGAGGUAGGAGUUAUACCCAGCAAAAGAAGGUUUGAAAGGAAAGAGCGUGCAAGGUUAAAGACAGUAAAGUUCAAUGCCAAACCUGGGGUGAUUGAUGCCAAAGGGUCAUUCAAUGACAGGCGUAAAAAGAGCUUCAUCUUUUCACGAAAGUUCCCAUUCUACAAGAACAAGGAACAGACUGAGCAGGAGGACAGUGACGCUGAACCAGGGGGCCAAGAGGACUUUAUCCUGUCUUAUGAGGCGGUUGCAAGACAAGAAAUUACUUAUACACGUCCAGUUAUCAUACUCGGUCCAAUGAAAGAUCGAAUUAAUGAUGAUUUGAUUUCUGAAUUCCCUGACAAAUUUGGUUCAUGUGUGCCACAUACCACCAGACCGAAAAGAGAUUAUGAAGUAGAUGGAAGGGAUUAUCAUUUUGUUCAGUCAAGAGAACAAAUGGAGCGAGAUAUCCAGGAGCACAAAUUUAUUGAAGCAGGGCAGUAUAAUGACAAUCUUUAUGGAACGAGUGUCCAGUCAGUACGAUAUGUAGCUGAAAGGGGCAAGCACUGUAUAUUGGACGUCUCAGGAAAUGCAAUUAAGAGGUUACAAGCUGCACAGCUUUACCCUAUCUCUAUCUUCAUUAAACCAAACUCUGUGGAGUCAUUGAUAGAAAUGAAUAAACGACUAACAGAUGACCAAGCCAGAAAGACGUUUGACAGAGCAAUUAAGCUUGAGCAAGAAUUUGGGGAGUAUUUUACAGCUGUUGUCCAAGGAGAUACCCUAGAAGAUAUUUACAACCAAUGUAAAGAAGUAAUUGAAGAGCAGUCAGGCCCUUAUGUUUGGAUACCUUCCAAGGAAAAACUAUAAGAUAGGCACACUUUUGAUACUUUAUACCUAGAACAAUUAGCACAUUAUUUAAAGACAUUUUCAUUGCUACUUUUUGUUGUGUGACUACCCAUGAAUGUGCAUAAAUGGUGUUAGAAGCCAUUAAGAACACCCAAGUAUCAAACAUAGGAUGGAGAACAACACUGUUUUCUGAAGAAUGUGAACCUGCACAUUUUGUAUCAGCAUGUCUGGGUUUGACUCAUCUAAUGAAGAAAAUAUGGUGUUCUAUCAAAAGGAGUCAUGCCCUUCCCAUUGCCAAGUGGAUAGUCUCGUACUAUUAGUCUGUUCCCUGAUGCAAAUGGCUUUUAGAAGAAAAGUGCCCAACGCUACCAUUCUCAGCAAGCAAGCAAGUAGUACUCAGACUAUGCACUCCUUACAUUUUUGCUUCCUCCAGAAAAUAUUCUCCAUGGAAAGAGACAAAAAUAAAAGUGAGAGAAAAGAGCUUCAAAACAGCAAAAACGAGUCUUUACAACUAUAUUUGAAUAUAAAUACAUCAGCUUAGAAAAAAAUCAACUUAUCAGUGGAUGUUUAAACUGAUAAAUGUGCUGAGAUUUCUGACACUAUAUUUUAUUAUUUAUAUUGAAGAAGGGCACUAUAGCACAAAAUAUAUAAUUUAUAAAAUAAAUACAAAUAUAUAUUAUUUAUGUUGAUUAAAGAUAUUGAGCAAGAUCUUUAUAUGAAACAAAAUGAAGAAGUAACUUAUGAAAACAGCAUGCACAUCUUUGGCAGACUGCUGAAUGUAUGGGAUAAUAAAGUUGUAGUAUAAAUUUUUUUCAAAAUUAUUUUUGAGAAAACUGUAAAGAAUGAAUGAAGCUAUGUUUGAAGGUUGAAGGAUUCUGUGAUAUUAAAUCUAACCAGAAGAUUUAGCAAAGGUGAGUAAUACAUCCAAACCAAUAAUAUGUAACAUAAAAGCAUGCAAAUGUACUGUAAACAUCUUACUGACAGUAAAAGAACUCUCUUGUUGUCCAAAAAUAUGUCUCAUUAGAGACAUGUCUAAAUAUUUAGCACUGAUGAUGAUUAUUUUCCAAUUAUUCGGAGAGCUCCUUCAUCAGGAGUGGGACGAUUAUUAUUUUUUUUCCUGUAAAGCAUAUCACAUCUGGAAUUGCCCUGAAAAUGUGCAUUCUUGUGGCCAUAAUUUUUUUAAUUACUUAAAUGUAAAUCAUCUUAGGCAUUAAUAAUGCACAGAUGUUAUACAUCCAUCAGAAAGGCAUACUUUGGCUUAAUUAGAAAAUUUAUUUAUAAUCUUAGUGGUAUGAACUGCAUUCCAUUAAUUUAAUACUUUUACAUCCACUGAGCAUCUAUGAUUACCUUUAGUGAUAAGAAUCAUGGGGUGGAUUUUUACUGCAAACUGAGUGCUUCUACCUUUCUUUAUGCAAUAUAUUUUAUAACAGCAAUUUUUAAGUGGAAAACAACUGUUGAUUUAGCUAAGCACAGAAAACUUGUACACAAAUAUGAGGUGCAUUUCUGUCCUCUAAAGUAACAUUUGAGGAUUUUUCAUGAAAGAAAUGAAAGCCUGCAAGACAUCAUUAAAGCAACACUUCUGAUCAGAAUACUGUUGUUUCUGGAUAACUUUUUCAAAAACACUAAAUUAUUGUAAUAAUUACAGCAUUGUGUUAUGGAACAUGUUACAGCUUCCAGAAAUGGAAAUAAAACAAAGUCCUUUACUUGUUUUUUGGCAAAAACCUAAAUAUAAUUCUGCAUUUUUGCAAUAUAAUAAUUUGACUGAAUUGCUUUUUGUUUUUCUCUUUCUCCUUUUGUCAAGUCACUUUCAGUUUAUUUUUGUUAAAUUCAUAAGCUAGUCACCAUUAUGAAAAAUACUUUCCUGCACUACUAGCUUUUAUUUAGCAUCUUAUACAGCCACUGUUUUUUACUUUGAAUUCUUUACAUGGAAAUCUAAAGCUGCCUCUCACUAAACAUUGCAUUUUAAUUAUGUGCUAUGCUUUACAGCUUUAAAAGGUUAUGCAAUAGUUAAGUGCAAACAUUUUUUCAUUAUGUCAUUGUUUUAUUAAUCAUGCAUUUAGCUUUUCUCUCUGUAUUGUUAAUACUUCUAAGUCAGCGUGGUGGUUGUACUUAUUUAGGCUAAUUAUUUAAAUGGUCAGAAAGUUUUAUAGUGCUUGAAAAGAUUUUUGAGAUAGGCCAUUUCCCAUAACAAUUAUGCUGCUGUUUAUUUUCAUGAGCCAUGAUACUGUGCAUUACCUGUUGAAGUUACCAGUGUAUUGUGCAAACACGGUUUUAUUAAUAAUUGGUUUCAGAACAUAAACCGAUAAUAUUAAUACUGGAUCCAUUACUGGAUGAGCCAAGAAAAACAAAUGGUGCUAUAUCAAAUGCCCUGGCACAAAAUUCAACACCAGCAAAAGUAACAAUAUAGCCAUGAGGAUUUCAGUAGCACAUUGCUGAAGUAGCAGUUAUGUUUAUCCUGAUUUUUUUGAGAAUUUCAGUAGCACGUUGCUGAAAUAGCAGUUGUGUUUAUCCUGAUUUUUUUUUAUCAGUAUAUAUAUAUAUAUAUAUAUAUAUAUAUAUAUAUAUAUAUAUAUAUAUAUAUUCUUAGUUUACUGUCAUAUUGUUUAACAGCUUCCAUGAUGAAAUUUAGGGUUUACAAGCUGACUAGAAAAGUAUGUAUAAAUUAAUCUUGAAGCCCCAAAGAAAAAUAUUCAUAAAUAUAUUGUUAAAAUUUGGAUAAAAAAAGAAUGUCUGGUGUUUAAACAGAAGUGAAAAAAAUGCUAAAAGAAAAUGCUAAGAUAAUCAAUAAACAACUUUACCAGAUAUGACAUGUUUGUUUGCUGAAAAGGACACGUUUUAUUUGUUUUGUGAAAAUAAAUCAAGGAAAGCCA